AUGCCGCCUUCACAGAGGAGACGCCGUCCGGUGGAAGACGACGGUGAAUCCGACGAAGAUGCUCGACCAAGGCAGCGCCCGCAUAUCGAGGCCUCAGAGACGGAGCAGGAAGAGGAACCGUCAGACGAGGAUGCGGAAAUGAACGGCGCAACCUCGAGAGUCGACGAGCAGUUGGCCAAGAAGCUGAUUCGAUAUGUGAUUGCCUGCGAGUACUCGAGAACGCCGAUACGGAGAGAUGGCAUCAAGGAGCGAGUCCUCGGAAAGCAAAGUCGUUCAUUCAGGAGAAUAUUCGAGCUGGCGCAAACCCAACUGAGAGCGGUCUGGGGGAUGGAGCUGCGCGAGCUGCCUGUCCGAGAGAAAAUGACGCUGCAUGAGAAGAGACAAGCUAUGAAAUCAAACACGCAGUCAAGGUCUGGCUCCGGUGCCUAUGUCCUCUCUUCCGCGUUGCCAGAAGAAUACCGAAGCGCAUCGAUCCUCAGACCAUCGAAAACCCCAAACGCAGAACAAGAAGCAACAUAUAUGGGAUUCUACACGCUGCUCGUGUCGCUGAUAUGGCUGAACGGCGGAGAAAUCAGCGAGCAGAAGUUGCAGCGGUCCCUGAUGCGCCUCAACGCGGAUCGAAUGCUGGCCAGCGAGCGGACCGAGGUGGUUCUCAAGAGGCUGGAGAGGCAAGGAUAUGUGAUCAAGAAGGUGGACCGGCCGCCAGUCGGUUACGAGGGCGACCAGACCAUCACAUGGCAUGUCGGGCCUCGAGCAAAGGAAGAAAUCGGCCUGGACGGCGUCAUGGGAUUGGUGCGCGAGGUGUAUGGCCAUCCCGAAGACGCGGCCUUUGAUAAGAAACUGCGGUCGAGCCUGGGGCUGAAGAGCAGACAGCUCGGAGAUGGCGAAGGGGAGGAUGGUAACGAUGUGAGCAUGACGAACGGCGCAUAG
Trichoderma gamsii is the source of this 930-nucleotide messenger RNA. RefSeq lists its product as hypothetical. Gene Ontology annotation, biological process: DNA repair. NCBI's taxonomy places the organism in Eukaryota, Fungi, Ascomycota, Sordariomycetes, Hypocreales, Hypocreaceae. The transcript is spliced from 4 exons. Bases 1 to 930 code for a protein of 309 amino acids. The record is from RefSeq and is a predicted model, not a curated record. Gene Ontology annotation, cellular component: nucleus.